This is a messenger RNA of Ictidomys tridecemlineatus (thirteen-lined ground squirrel), 991 nucleotides long. RefSeq names its product keratin-associated protein 13-1. The record is from RefSeq and is a predicted model, not a curated record. Lineage: Eukaryota; Metazoa; Chordata; Mammalia; Rodentia; Sciuridae.
CAUUCAGAAUCUUCUCGGUUACACUCAGCUGAACUCACACCCACACUCAACAUGCCCUACAACUGCUGCUCUGGAAGCUUCUCCUCCCGCUCCUUUGGGGGCUACCUGCCCUACUCAGGCUUCUCCUGUGGCUCCUCCUACAACAGAAACCUGAUCUACAGCCAGAACCUCUGCUCUCCCAGCACCUGCCAGCUGGGCUCCUGUCACUACAGGGGUUGUCAGAAGACCUUCCACAGGCCCACCAGAUGUCAGACGUCCUGUGUGGUGUCCAGGCCCUGCCAGCCUUCCUGCUACCGCCCAGGGACCUCCACAUUCUGCAGUCCCUGCAAGACAACUUAUGCUAGAUCUGUGAGAUCUGUGUCUAGUAGCUGUUGCUCUCAGGGCUAUGGCUCAAGAUGCUGUGGAUCUAGUGGCUUUAGACACCUGAAUUACAGAGUUGGUGGCUUCUCUUCCCUGGGAUAUGGAUCCGGGCUCUGCCGUCCCUCCUAUUUGGCUUCCAGGCCCUGCCAGCCUUCCUGCUACCGCCCAAGGACCUCCACAUUCUGCAGUCCCUGCAAGACAACUUAUGCUAGAUCUCUGUCUAGUAGCUGUUGCUCUCAGGGCUAUGGCUCAAGAUGCUGUGGAUCUAGUGGCUUUAGACACCUGAAUUAUAGAGUUAGUGGCUUCUCUUCUCCGGGCUAUGGAUCCAGGCUGUGCCAUCCAUCCUAUUUGGCUUCCAGACCCUGCCAGUCUUCUUGCUACAGACCAACCUGUACAUCUGGAUGUGGGUUCUACUGAUCAUCUUAUUACGUUUCUAAUUUUUUGACAAAUGUCAUCAGUGCCUCCUCUUCCAAUCUUUAUCACCUUCAUUAUGUACAAGAGAAUUGCCUUCUUGUUCUCAGAUUGCUGAUUUCUCACCUUGUCUGGGACUCGCAAAUAGCUGAUAGACUCCAUCUGAAAAACUCUGUAAUUAGUAUAGUAACUCAAAAUAAAGUCUAAAGCCUGCAUUAGA